CUACUACUUCCUGAUGCCUUGCGCAAGCUCACUGGCGUUGUAGAAUGCGGAUUUUCAAGCUAAUACGAAUAGCUAGCUAGUAAGCUAAAAACAAGGUUCUUGUUGUUAGGCUUUUAAACGGGAGGAUGUCUAAAACACACUCGCAACCCCCGUCAUCUUCGGCAGCAGCUAUUACCGGAGGGCCGUCCUCGUCCUCGUCAUCUUCGCCCGCAGGGGGCUCGACAUCUCCUGCAACCGUGUUGAACGUACAGCCCGAGAAACCUCAACAUUACACAUAUCUGAAGGAGUUCAGAACUGAGCAGUGCCCCCUGUUUGUGCAGCACAAAUGUACACAGCACAGGCCUUUCUCCUGUUUCCACUGGCACUUCCUGAACCAGCGGCGCAGGAGGCCCAUGCGUAGACGGGACGGGACGUUCAACUACAGCCCAGAUGUUUACUGUACCAGAUACGAUGAGGGAACGGGCACCUGUCCUGAUGGAGAUGAAUGCCCUUUUUUACAUAGAACGGCAGGUGACACGGAACGUAGAUACCACCUCCGCUACUACAAGACAGGAUCGUGUAUCCACGAAACAGAUGCAAAGGGCCACUGUAGCAAAAACGGCUCUCACUGCGCGUUCGCACAUGGAUCACAUGACCUGCGCAGCCCAGUUUAUGAUAUCAGGGAAGUGCAGGUGAUGGAUUCUCAAGGAGGGUCUGGAACAACAGAGGGAGGUGGAGGAGAUGGUCAGUCCGGGCAGGCAGCGAGUACUGCUCUCAUAGAGAAGAUCCUGAGUGAGGAGCCACGCUGGCAAGAUAACAACUACGUCUUGUCUCACUACAAGACAGAGCUCUGUAAGAAACCACCCCGCCUGUGCCGUCAAGGUUAUGCCUGUCCAUAUUAUCACAACAGUAAAGACAGGAGGCGCAGCCCUCACAAGCACAAAUACAGAGCGCUGCCAUGUCCAGCCGUGAAGCAGAGCGAGGAGUGGGGAGAUCCUAGUAAAUGUGAGGGAGCAGAGGGUUGUCAGUACUGUCACACAAGGACAGAACAACAGUUCCACCCAGAGAUCUAUAAAUCCACAAAGUGUAAUGACAUGCAACAGAGCGGCAGCUGCCCCAGAGGCCCCUUCUGUGCCUUUGCUCACGUUGAAAAGGCCUUUGUUUCAGAGGAGCCACAGUUUCCCACCCCCAGCUCUCCACCACCACCCAGACCUCCAGACCCUCAGGAGACUUUGCCAAGUCCCAGUGGACACAGCUUGGGGCCGACGCCUGCCUCUGUAUCGGACCCUUUCUCCCUUGCUGCGGGGUCGAGCCUCGCAGAGCAGGGACUGCUGGGUAGCGUUUUAUCCUUGUGUGACGAUGUAGGCGGAGGAGCAGAGCCUCUGUCUCCUUGGGCGGGAGACAGAGGAUAUGGCAGGGCACCUGGAUUUGAACGGGAGGAUCAGGCCAAGCAGCGCAGUUUUGCUUUGGAGCAGAGAGACAGGGAAUUAGCAUCAACACAAAGCAAACAGGACUUGUUGGUGUUUUUACCAGUGGGCAGUCCUCUGAGUCUGUCCUCCAGCAUUCCUUCCAGUCUGGCUGCAACUCCACCCAGUCCUGCUCCUCUCGGACCACUGGGGUCUGGCAUUUCUUCAGGCAUGAACGCUAACGCCUUGCCCUUUUACCCUACAAGCGAGACUGUGGAAUCUGUUGUAGAGUCAGCCCUGGAUGAUCUAGAUUUGAAUGAUUUUGGAAUGUCGGCGUUGGAUAGGAGUUUAGAGAGCUCCUCCGCUCUGUCCAAUGUGGGCAUUAUGCUAGGAGGCAGCCAGAUUCAGAGUUCUGCUCCAGUCAACAUCCCAGGAUCUUUCAGCAGCUCUGCUCCUUUCAGCUCCCCUUCGCCCUCUCCGCCCAUCAGGCCGCAAGCAUCGCCAUUCUUUUCUGCCCACCGAUCACAGCCCAGUCAGUCGGAUAGCAACCCCUUUCUGGGGCCGUCUCAUGGGUCCUUAGGUCUGAAUGGUAUGAGCCCUAACAUCUGGGAGCACUUCCCAUCUGCCCAUGGUUCCCCUGGUACACCCCCCACCCUGCUGCCCUGUGCAGAGAGUUCUAGGCUCAAGCAGGAGCUCGAGGAAGCUCACAGGACAAUGAAGCAGUGGGGUCACAGUUGGAGACAUGCAGCUCAGUCGUGGGCUGCGCUGAAGGCAGAAGCGGAGGAGUCCCGUGUCCACGCCGCGCGAUCGGCCAUGGACGCCGAAAGAGCCAGGCAGGCUGAGGAAGAGGCACAGCGGCAGGUCACUCUCCUGCAGGAGUUAAUGGAGAGGCUCAAAAGUGGAGACAACCCCCAUUUAGCACUGCACCAACUCCAGUUGCUCCACAGACUACCCCUGGAGUCAGUCCUUAGUUUGCAGGCUCAGCUCUGUAGCUGCUUGCAUGCUGUAGAGCAGGUGGUGUACAGGAAGCAGAGACAGUGCUGUGUGACGUGUGGCGAGCAUGGCUCAGUGACGCUACCCUGUGGCCACGGACUACAGUGCGAGAGCUGCUCCUCGUCCACAGAGUGCCCCCUCUGCUCCGAACAAACCCUGCAGCAGCAGCUCUCUUGACCUCACAGCCCAGUCGGAGCGCCACCGCUUCUGUCGCGCCCUCCUGUUCUGAUUCCACAGAUACCAGCCUUGGACCUCUGCUGCCAUUCAAAAUUACGCCGAGGUCAUUUUUACAGCGUGGUAACAGCACAAGCACUGAUUUGGUUUUGUACUUUUAAGAUGACGUUGACUGAUAAAUGACCAACUGAUUAAGCACUGAUCACAAAGUGAGAGCUUAGGAUUAAUCACCUUUUCCAGUGUUAACCAUUUACCAGGUUUCACUUUUGAUGAGCAACAGUGUUCUUAAAUUCUGAAAGUAACUUAAGUACCUGCUGUUAUUCCUUUAACCAUAGUCUACGUAUUUCUAAAUUUUCAAAAAUGUUCAUAUGUUACUGAGUAAAAGCUCAAACUGGACAGUUUCGGUGUGAUUAGCCGAGGUUGUCUUUAUGCUACAGCAAAGGCCAAAGCAUUUCUUAUAGAAGCUGAUCAGUCAGGACUUUCUAAAAACUGAGUAAAUCACUCAUAGCUCCUUAAAAUACAAUCCUCAGAAUCAUGAAAGAAAAUGUUUCCCUAAAUCACACCUACUAACUGUAUAUGUUAUAGAAUAAAGUCUCCAAAUGCAUAUGGAUGAGCUGUAUAUGCGCAGACGUGAAUGUAAGACUACAGCGGUAUUUAGGGGGUAGGGUCACGCUGUGUGUUUACAUCUAAUUCAGGCUCUCGCCGGUUCAUCAUUUUAAAAUUUCGGGAACGAGGUAACUGUGGCCGGUUUGUGUGACGGUGAUCCCAAAAACGGUCUAAAGAAACGGAUAAUGCGGCAGAUUUGGCAGGUUUUUAUUCAGAGGGCGAGGAGCAAACUUAACACCUCUAUAAACAUUUAAAGGGCAUAUUUAAUUCAUCCAACCUUUGCUACAGCCAAAUUGGGGCCAUUAUACCAGUCCACUGGUAGCGCUUUGCUAGAAUAUACUGAAUUUGUUCUCUAAUUUAGACUUUCUGUUUAGUCUUUUUUAGCUAAAUAUAUUUCAAAUAGCCAAUAUUCAAAUGUAUUUAAAAAGUGUGUAGUAUUUGUUUAAAUUUCAAACAGAUGGCCUCUGUUAAAACUCAGGUUUUCUCUAAGGUUCUUCAGUAUAACCUACAAGAGGAACGCAUGUUAACACAAUCAAGGCUAGUGUACAAAGUCAACGCGUGUAGUCUUUGAAAUAACAUCAUUUUUCAUUUUUACUUAAACUCAACAACACAUUUUUUUUUAUUAUUUUCCUUGAAACUGGCCCUUGUGCUUUGUUUGAAAUCAACGUGUGAAAGGUUUCUAUGCCAGAGUUUUUACAUUUGUAGUAAAAAAACUUGGACAUUCGACAGUGUAAACAUGUGCAUGAUGUCGCCGAUUAGACAAAGCAUCAGGAAGCAGACGUGUAAAAGGUGUUUAACAUUUUAAAACGCAGGUGUGAACAUGUAUCAUGAUCACUGUAAUGGUCUGUGGUGAAAACCCACACUCUGUGUAUUGUCCACACACGGCUCAUCCAGCAUCAGUGUUUUCUUCUGAGUGGAUUUCUCUUUGUUUUUUGGUACAGAUCAUUAAAACAAAUUGUAUAUUUUUGGA
Molecule: messenger RNA, 4128 nt
Organism: Betta splendens (Siamese fighting fish)
Lineage: Eukaryota; Metazoa; Chordata; Actinopteri; Anabantiformes; Osphronemidae
Gene: unk
Product: unk zinc finger
Exons: 15
Coding region: 126-2555 (809 amino acids)
Biological process (GO): cell morphogenesis involved in neuron differentiation
Molecular function (GO): mRNA CDS binding; metal ion binding
Source: RefSeq, a predicted model, not a curated record